Polyodon spathula (Mississippi paddlefish) is the source of this 1058-nucleotide messenger RNA. Its product is annotated as pleckstrin homology domain-containing family B member 2-like. Gene Ontology annotation, biological process: regulation of cell differentiation. Bases 124 to 798 code for a protein of 224 amino acids. Gene Ontology annotation, cellular component: membrane. The transcript has 8 exons. The record is from RefSeq and is a predicted model, not a curated record. Lineage: Eukaryota; Metazoa; Chordata; Actinopteri; Acipenseriformes; Polyodontidae.
CCAGGAUAAUCAGCUGAGGGUGACAUCAUCAUAACAACAAGGCGUGUGACGUGUUAGGAACAGGAAGAACUGUGGCUUGAGCCUUUGCUGAAACAACUGUAGAGAACUACUAUUUUGUCAAGGAUGGCCUACGUUAAGAGUGGCUGGCUUCUUCGUCAAAGUACCAUUCUACGGAGAUGGAAAAAGAACUGGUUUGACCUGUGGUCCGAUGGCCGUCUGGCUUUCUAUGAUGACCAGCAUCGUCAUGACAUGGAGGAUAAGAUACACAUGAAAGUGGACUGUAUCAACAUCCGCUCUGGGGACAUGUGCCGAGAUUUCCAGCCUCCAGAGGGAAAGGGGAAGGAUUGUUUACUGCAGGUGGUGUGCAGAGACGGGAGGACCAUCAACCUCUGUGCCGAAAGUGCGGAUGAUGCUUUGGCUUGGAAGAUGGCUCUUCAGGAUUCCAGAGUAAACAUGACAUCAAAUGGCUCUCCUCUUGGAUUUACAGAAUCCACUUUUGCCUCUGCUCCACCCCCCUACACUGAGUAUGCAGCACCUGUUCAACAGGUUUACAACUAUGAUCCUCAUGGAGCGUAUGGGCCAAUGCCACCUCCUGGCUCUCAAGUUGUUUAUGCAUCGAAUGGGCAACCUUAUGCAGUGGCCUACCAGUAUUCAUACCAAGGGCAUUACCCACCACCAGGAGUAAACCAAGUGAUUAUUCGAGAGCAAUAUCGUGAUGACACUGGCGACGUCGCGAUGGGCAUGCUGGCCGGGGCAGCAACAGGCAUGGCACUUGGAUCACUCUUCUGGGUCUUUUAAAUAUCACAGUCCAGUUAGCAGUGGCUUUGAAUUGUAGAGGCAUUGUUCAUGUGAUGUAGAAGUGAGUUCCUUCGUCUGUGCUAGCACUCUUACCAAAGCCUUUAAUGUAAAAAACACUUGCACUUUCUGACUAGUUUUUGCAUACACUCCUUUUAGUACUGAUUCUGUGAAUGUACUUACAAGAAGUUAAUAAGUAGUUAAUACAAAUGGAAAAGUAAUGGUUUGUUUAGUAAACUUUCAAUAGUAUAGUACUGUCUGCA